Messenger RNA from Rhincodon typus (whale shark), 3717 nucleotides. RefSeq names its product interleukin-13 receptor subunit alpha-1-like. NCBI's taxonomy places the organism in Eukaryota, Metazoa, Chordata, Chondrichthyes, Orectolobiformes, Rhincodontidae. The record is from RefSeq and is a predicted model, not a curated record. Gene Ontology annotation, biological process: cytokine-mediated signaling pathway. Gene Ontology annotation, cellular component: external side of plasma membrane. The transcript is spliced from 10 exons. Gene Ontology annotation, molecular function: protein binding; cytokine receptor activity. Bases 193 to 1593 code for a protein of 466 amino acids.
CCUCAUUGACGUUGCCUGGUGAUGAAAGUUUCAAAACAUUCUUCCGGCUCUAGAGAAGGGAUUGCGCGCUGAGCAUACAGAGCAGCGCUCUGGCCACGCUGUGGGUAUCUCAGUUCCUUCCCCGGGGUUUGGGUGGUCAUUACACCGAACCCGGCCUGAGGACAGUGCCUGGCGCCUGGGCAAGGGGUAGAGAUGCGGGCGAUGGAUCUCAGGUUGGUCCUGUGCCUUAUGAGUGCUUCCAUGGUCACUGAGGGCAGUCACGACUGUACCUGGACAGAGACUGUCCCACCUCCAACUGAUUUGACUGUGACUUUGAAGGGAAUUGGUUUCAUUAAUUCCACCUGGACGUGGAAACUGCCAAGUUAUUUAGAAAACUCCACCAAAGAAAUCAAGUUUGAAAGCGUGUUUAAGUAUGAUGGCGCUGAGUGGGACGAAAGAAAAAGAAAGAAAGAUAUGACUCGUGAAGAUAAGGUGAUUCUUAAUCAAGGAAUCACUUUCAGAGUGAAGGCAUUGGCGAUGAAUGGUGGUACAUGUCAAGAAAGCAACUGGACUGAGAAAUAUAUCCCUCCUGAAGAAGGUGAUGCCAACACUGCUGCCAGGAACUUCAGCUGUAUUUUCUACAACUUAGAAUAUAUAAAUUGCACUUGGGACAUUGGAAGUAAGACACCAGCUAACACAGUGUAUAACUUCAAUUACUGGCAAAAGGGCAUGGAUGUCAUUCAGAACUGUACCAGUUACAUAUCAAAAGAUGGCAGAUUGAACGUUGGUUGCCACCUUCAACGUGAUCAAUUCGAUGAUGAACAGGACUUACAUAUUUGUGUCUCAGGAAAAAGUUCUUAUGCAAAGAUAAAGCCGUUCUUCUAUAAUCUGGAAGCUGCGAGUUUUGUGCAAUUGUCCCCUCCUUGGGGAAUCAACAUUUCAAAGAUGGGCAAAGUGUUUCGGAUCAACUGGAGUCCAGCUGCUCACUGGAACCAAAAGUGUGUGAUAUAUGAAAUUAGAAGGAGGAGCAUCAUGAGCAGUGAUUGGAUUGUUCACGAGCUUUCUUCCUUCAAGACCUCCAACCCAGAAAUGAAAAUUCCCGACGCAGACCCGAAUGUUGAGAAUGUAGUGCAGGUACGGGCGAGAUACAACAUUUGCGGAGACGAUGGCAUCUGGAGUGAAUGGAGUGAAGAGGAAUACUUCGGAGAAGACAUUGGGCCAGGUUGGAAUUGGAAAAUUGCUUUACUCAUCAUUAUCCCUAUCCUGGUGGCAGCCGCUGCAAUCACACUCCUUACCUACCUGAAACAACUUCAGAUCUUGAUCCUGCCACCAAUCCCUGAUCCAGGAAAAAUUUUUAAAGGCAUGUUUGGUGACUCCAGUGGAAAUGAUGUGAUGUGGAGUAAGCAAACAAAAGGAAGCCUGAUUUUCAAAGCAGAAGAAGAGAUAACCUGCAAGGUGACAAAUGUUGAGCAACUACGAGCAACCUUUGCAGAGAAAGAAGGGGAACUGGGUGAGGCCGAGAAAUUAGAAAUGGAGGAAACUUCUGUUAUAUUUGUGGAUGAGGCUAGUCUUCUGGAUAACGACAGCAUACAUUUUAACCUGGUGACGUCUUGAAUGGAACAUUUUCCAGCGUUAUGUUGUUAUAUGGGUGAAGCCCUGUGACUUCAUUCAUGCACAAAAAGAAGAUUCUCUUUUGCAACAAUGCAUAAACUGCUCAGCACAGUGACCCGUAGGUGGAUUCCAAGAAUGAAUGACCAAACUGUCAGAUUUAGGUAUUUUGCAUCAUUUUCGCAUCUGAUUAAAUACAGUAACAUACGACACAGAGCACUGCAGGUUCUGUCCACUUAGCCCCUGUUCAUGAAGUUGUGAUAUGUUUCUUGCCUCAUACUGCACAGGUGGAUUCCGGUCAGUGGUCUGUGACCUUGUAUCAGUGCCUAGCAUUGAGCUGCUAGCUUACUGUUUGAUAAUUGGCUGUGUAUCAGGGAAAUGGCAAGGACUAACCAGUCAAGUGCGAGCCACUCACUUUGCGCCGGGCCUAUCAAACAGCAACCUUAUCACAAGAGAAGAUUUCCAAACAUGUGACAUCUCACCUAGUCAUUAACUACCAAUCUCUAUCAUUUAUUAGAUUGUAGUCAAGGAACUGGUCAACAUCAAUAACAGACCAACGUGUGCACAGCAGACAAAAGCGUACAGUAGAUCCACACUUAGACAAAUGCACACCAGACACAAAAACACUCAUGUGCAUAUGUGUAUGUACACACUCUCUCUCGCUCUCUCUCCCCGCCUCGCUCUCUCUCUUUCUCUCUAUCCAUCUCUCUCCCCCUCUCUCUGUCCUUCUCUCUCUCCCCUCUCUGUCCCUUGCUGACUCUGUCCCUCAUGCUCUGUCCUUUUCUCUGUCUCUCAGAUGCCAGACGCAUCCACGUACACAUACAUACACUUGAACAUUGGUCGACGAAUAUCAUUUAAGACUUUCAACCUUGACUGAUGGAGACUGACGUGCAUACUUGUGGUUCUUCUGAUGCAUAAACUGAACUUUAAACUUCUGAAAUGUGGUGCAAGACCGAAUUAUUGUUUAUAGAAAUAUUUGGAUGACAAAAUGCCAGAUUAAAAACAGCUGCUUUGCAGAACCCAUUUUUCAAACAGGAAUCCCACAGAUAGAACACACAAGACACAAAGUUCAAUCAUGCUGUGGCAGUUAUCUAUUGAUAACUUUCCUGUGAUUCACUGCAAUAUCCCAGUGAACAAUUUAUAAGCACAAACGCACUAACUGGUGUACACUGGUUGAAUUGCAGAAUUUGCAAGCUUUGUUAAAAAAAAUCAGUUGUUUCUGAGUGAUGGAAUGGAAGAAUGAAUAAUGGACGGUAAUUUCAAAGGCUGCAAUUGGAGAGCAGAGGGAGGGGUAUUUAAACAACCUGACAUCCCUCUUGUUCAGUCUGAAUGAAGGAUAAAUUUCCAUCUGAUGAGUCAGGUACCCUCCCCUGAAACACAACAAAAUACAGAGGGUGCUGGAAAUGUGAAAUAAAAACAAAUAUUGCCUCAACUGCUAAGCAAUUCAGGCAGCAUCUAUGGAGGAAGAAACCAAGUUAGGUUUUCGGGUUUGCAAGACCUUCCAACAAAGGCUGUUCCUAGUGUAACUUGACAGAUGUGUACUUUGGGGUAGCAUGGUAGCUCAGCGGUUACCACUGCUACCUCCCAGUUCCAAUGACCUGGGUUCAAUUCCAGCCUCAGGCAACUGUCUGUGUGGAGUUUGCGUGUCUGUGUGGGUGUGCUCUGGUUUCCUUCCACAGUCCAAAGAUGUACAGGUUAGGUGGAUUGGCCAUGCUAAAUUGCCAUAGUCUCCAGGGAUAUGAAGCUAGGUGGAAAUGCAGAGUUACAGGGAUAGAGUGGGAAUGCUCUUUCAUGUGGAAUUGUCGGGCUGAAUAGCUUGUUUCCACACUGUCAGGAUUGUAUGAGCUUGAAAAGGCAUUUUCUAAUUCUCUCCUUAAAUUUUAAAUGACUUUAUGUUCUCGCUGGAAGAACCACCACCGUUAUGUUUGUGUGUUGAUUUCUUAGACGCAUUUUCCUUCGGGCGCAUUGUUCUGCAGAAGAACCCAUUGCCUGGUGAACAUCCUUUUCACUAUUUUCCAAAUAGCAUUGAGCCAUUGUGCAUAUACAUUCUAGCCUCGCUUCUCUUAAAGGGAAAUGUUACUUAUGUAUAUCAUGUGAAAUUGUGAAAUCUUUAAUAAAAAUUUUAUUACA